Caenorhabditis remanei is the source of this 1332-nucleotide messenger RNA. RefSeq lists its product as uncharacterized. Bases 1 to 1332 code for a protein of 443 amino acids. The record is from RefSeq and is a predicted model, not a curated record. NCBI's taxonomy places the organism in Eukaryota, Metazoa, Nematoda, Chromadorea, Rhabditida, Rhabditidae. The transcript has 8 exons.
AUGUCUCAAAAUCAAAAAGGCCGUAGAAGAGAAGAAAAAGGCAGAAGAACUGGUAGAGGAGCUUUUCCAUCGAAACAAAUCUUAACAAGUGUCGUUGUUCCGUCACAAUCAACUACUCCACUUCAGUCAACUCCUUCUCCAUCUUCUCGUCCACCUUCUCAAUCUCAUCCACCUGUUGCAAAAGUUCCAUUGACGAUAGGAACUCAGCGUUCAUUAACAGUCAAUAUUCCGAAAGAUCCGUCUUCAACGCCAGUUGUACUUAUUAAGGAGGCGAAAUUUCCUCGCAGAGUAGUCAAGGAGAAAGCAGAGAAAGAGCCACCGAAAGCGACGAUUCGAAAGAAAAAGACAUCAGUAACUCGUUCCAUUUCACUCGAAACAAAAACAUCCAGUGAAAAUGAAGGUAGACUUGGAUCUAAGAAUGAGAGAAAGAAGAGAAGGAGCUCACCGGAUUCAACGGAUAACAUAUCUGAAGGAUCCAGAGAACCAUCAGAGAAUGAUGAAAAGACUCCCAGAAAGUUCAAUCCAGAAUUGGCAAGCAAGUUCUUCAAACACAUACAAGAAUCAAGAAGGGCGAAACGACGAUCGGCUGAUGCGAGUUUGGAGAAAAUGCCUGAAUCCAGCCAACUGAAUGUUUCUAUAAGAAGUAUGAGGAGUAAACUGAGAAAGACUCCGAAGCCUUCACUAGAAACAGAUAUGUUUAAACCAAACGGUGAUCCAUUUUGGGUCGUUUCUGAUCGUCCGCCUGAUGAAUGUGAGAAGAAUGAAAAUGGAGAACCAAUUACGAAUUCGGAAUUGGCACUUACGUUGGCACAGGAUGGUUUGGAAUUGGAGGAGAAGGAUUGGUUUGAACUGACGAAAAGUUACAUGAACUUUGAAUUACCAAAAGGGAUUCGGCUACCUGAUUAUCAUAAGUUCGAUUCGUUGGCUCCGCUUGAAAAAUUGAAAGAUAUGAAUCUGUAUCUGAGCGAAAAAACGAUUGCAUACAAUACUGUUCAAAAUUUGGUUGAGUUGAGUGAAGAUGCAAUCAAACGUUUUGCAAUGAGAAGAGAGGGAAAUAUUGGAAGAGUUCGAUCGGUGAUUGUACAAGAUACAGCUGAAAAAGCCACGAAUACCCCAACUGCGUCGAUUCCAGCAGCACCAGCGAGACCAUCGAGAGAAAAGUUUCAAUUGAGCACUUGUAUUAUAUCGAGUGUUAAUUUCAAUACCCAGGUUAUCAAUGUUCAAUAUGAACGUCAAAAUUCGAUUCUCUCAAUUCAAAAUUACCGAAAAAUGAUGAGUCGAAUGUAUUCAAUGGAACAAACAACUCAAAUGGAAUCAAGAGAAAAAAUAUGA